AUGUUCGCUAGCGUUCGAAUAUUUCAGCACAAAGUAACCCUGCGCCAGCUUCCGGUAAGGUGGUAUGCGGAGAGAAAUAUUUUGAAGCUGAAAGAGCGUGGCUUCAUACAGGAUGUGUUUCCGGCAGAAACGAUUGACAAAGCCCGCUCGAUGCUCGGUUCGACGAGUCAGGCUGUGUAUGCUGGAUUUGAUCCAACUGCCAACAGUUUGCACGUAGGAAAUCUGUUAGUAUUGAUUGGGCUUCUACACACGCAGCGUGCCGGUCAUCAACCCAUCGCACUGGUUGGCGGAGCUACCGGUCUGAUAGGCGAUCCGUCCGGGCGUAAAACCGAAAGGCAAUUGCUCGAAACGGAAACAGUACAGCAUAACGUGUCCUGCAUUAAACGACAGAUAGAAGAUAUCUUUUCUAAUCAUGAGCGCUAUUUCUGGAAGGAAUCUGGCACACUAAAGCCAGUUAUCGUGGUAAAUAACGCAGAUUGGUACCGGCAGUAUAGUUUCGUCGAUUUCAUGGCCAAUGUAGGGCGGUACUUUCGCAUGGGUGCGAUGCUGUCGCGUUCGUCCGUACAGACCCGGCUUACCAGCGAAACCGGCAUGAGCUUUACCGAGUUUUCGUACCAGCUGUUCCAGGCGUACGAUUGGUUGCAUCUGCUACGACAUCACGACUGCCGGUUUCAGCUCGGUGGUUCCGACCAGAUGGGUAACAUCAUGUCCGGCCAGGAGCUAAUCAGCCGAACGGAAUCGAAGGAAGUAUUCGGGCUAACUCUUCCACUCAUCACGAAUGAAGAAGGUGAUAAGUUUGGCAAAUCGGCCGGAAAUGCCGUUUGGUUGUCGGGCGAACGUACCUCACCUUAUGCGAUGUAUCAGUUCUUCGUCCGUACGCCCGAUUCAGAGGUUGAAAAGCUGUUACGAUUGCUCACCUUUUUGCCAGUACAGACGAUCGAGCAGGUGAUGGCAAGGCAUCGUCGCACGCCGGAAAUGUGGGAAGCACAGAAGCUACUUGCAAACGAGCUAACAAAGUUGGUCCAUGGAGAAGAAGGUUUGCAAAAAGCGAUAGGCAUCAGCAAAGCGCUGUAUAAUGGUGAUCUGUCCACGCUCGAGCUGAUGGAAUUGAAGGAUAUAGCACAGAGCUUUGGCGGGGCUCCGCUUUGUGAGAUCCUGCCGGAACCUGGCAUGACGGUGCUCGAUGUAGCUCUUCGUGCCCGAUGCUUUCCGACCCGAACAGAUGCGGAUAGGAUCAUCCGUGCCGGUGGUUUCAGCAUAAACUUAAAGAAAGCUAAAAAUCCUUCAGAAGUACUAUCACCAUCGGUUCACAUCCUUUCAAACAGGUUAUCGCUGCUGCGUGUAGGUAAACGUAAUUAUUACAUAGUGAAAUGGUUGCUGUAA
Molecule: messenger RNA, 1383 nt
Organism: Anopheles marshallii
Lineage: Eukaryota; Metazoa; Arthropoda; Insecta; Diptera; Culicidae
Gene: TyrRS-m
Product: tyrosine--tRNA ligase, mitochondrial
Exons: 2
Coding region: 1-1383 (460 amino acids)
Biological process (GO): tyrosyl-tRNA aminoacylation
Cellular component (GO): mitochondrion; cytosol
Molecular function (GO): tyrosine-tRNA ligase activity; RNA binding; ATP binding
Source: RefSeq, a predicted model, not a curated record